Molecule: messenger RNA, 924 nt
Organism: Gryllus bimaculatus (two-spotted cricket)
Lineage: Eukaryota; Metazoa; Arthropoda; Insecta; Orthoptera; Gryllidae
Source: the annotation of a GenBank genome assembly
CGGCGACCUGUGCACUACGCUGCGGAGGGCGGCAAGUGCAAAAUCAUCCGGCUGCUUGCGGAGGAGCAUUCGGUUGACGUCAACGCUCGCACCAGAGACGGCAGGACACCCCUGCACAUCGCCGCUGCGGGCCAUAGCGCGGCGUGCGUGAAGGAGCUGGCGCGGCUCGGGGCGGACGUGCACGCGCGCGACCACCGCCAGAUGACUCCGCUUCACGUGGCGGCUGCGCACGGCCGCGCCGAGGUGCUGCGCGAGCUGCUGCGCCUGGGCGCGCGCACGGAUCUGCGCGCGCAGAACGACAUCACGCCGCUCAUGAUCGCGGCAGGAGCAUAUGUCGAUGCUUUAACGCGACUGGGCUAUUUAGCUCUACAAGAGUCAAGGUGUUACAUAUCAGACUCCGAGCCAGAGGAAGGAAUUGAAUUUUGAAGAGAUUCCUGCGAUUGCACAUGUUUCAUUCCUUUCUCGGUUUGCAUGCAUUUUCAUAUAAGCAAUUUUAUAAUUAAAUUCUAAAUUGAAAAUCAUUUGAUUUGUAUUGAACUAUUAUCAUUCAUGAAAAAAGGUGCACACCUGGUAAAUUGUAAAAAUUUGCUUACGACAAGAUCAAUAUUGUGAUUCAUUAUUUCUGCUCCAUUCGUUUAGAUACGUUUUUCAUAUUUUUCAACAUUUCACUCCUAGUUUUAUACAUCUCUUCAUAGUAUAGUAGAAUGUGUAUAAGGUGGAAAUUAUUCAUUAUUUUGUGAUUAUUUUUAAAAUAAUUAUUUUACAUUUUGCUGCUUCGGAAAUAAGACCUGGUAAAAUUGUAUGCAAAGACCUCGUAAACUGUAAAAUUUUCUUCUGACAACAGCAUUUUUUAUUGCUGCUUUUGUGAAUUAAUGUAACGUUUAUAUGUACCUCGACAUUUUAUUAUAAUUAUUUUAUUAUUUU